Gilbertella persicaria is the source of this 2005-nucleotide messenger RNA. RefSeq lists its product as uncharacterized. NCBI's taxonomy places the organism in Eukaryota, Fungi, Mucoromycota, Mucoromycetes, Mucorales, Choanephoraceae. Gene Ontology annotation, cellular component: cytosol; ribonucleoprotein complex. Bases 487 to 1989 code for a protein of 500 amino acids. The record is from RefSeq and is a predicted model, not a curated record. Gene Ontology annotation, molecular function: mRNA binding. The transcript has 3 exons.
AACGAGUAUAAUACAUCCUAGACUUGUGUCUUUUGUUUCCAAAAAUUAGUCCACCCAGUUAACAGAAGCGACAAGGGAACAAGAACAUUGAAAGGUGCUUUUGAUCGCUUGAAUAAGGACUGUAUUUUUUUGAAGAACAACAAGGCGGCUACGUCUCGUGACCGAUUGUCAGCUCUCUGGCAAUUGGUAUUGUUGGUCUCUCUACAAUGCUAUUCCCCGCAUUUUCCAUAAAACUCAGUCAAUAUUACACUGAAAAUGAUUUCAAACAAUUCCUAAAUCGAAGAGUGCGUGAGGUUGAUAAUAGUUCUGCUACUAUCAAUAUGGAUGGUAAGUGGUAAUAUGUCUCUAAAAUCAAACUUCUCUAUAGUUGGUGGUACUCUCUGAGUGACUGCGGUUAUUGUUUGAGUAUCAAUCGACAUUCAAUAAAGAAAACGCGUCUAUGAUAAAUACGAGCCCUUUUUUUUUAUUGUAAAAAAAAAACUCAAUAUGGCUACUCAGUCAAAAGAAAACACGCAGCUUGCUUCUCAAGAUGUGGGUCUUAUCUUUGUUCGUGAAUACUAUACCUUUUUGAACAAGAAGCCUCAUCGACUUCAUGCGUUUUAUAACAGGGAUUCUUUGUUUGUUCGAGGCGAUGAAGGCACUAUGACCAUCACUGUCAAGGGACAAGAGGAGAUUCGCAAAAAGAUCGAAGAAUGUCAAUUUGAAGACUGCAAGGUCUUGGUCACUCAGGUCGACAGUCAAACAUCAGCUAACAAUGGCAUCUUGAUUCAAGUCUUGGGUGAAAUGUGUAAUCAAAAUGGACCUUCUCAAAAGUUCAGUCAGACCUUCUUCUUGGCACCUCAACCCAAUGGCUAUUAUGUAUUGAACGAUAUCUUUCGAUUCUUGAAGGACGAGGUUGAGAUUGAUUAUUAUACCUGUGAGCAACAAGAGGUAGCUGUUGAACCCAAGAAGGAAUCUGUUCCUUCCUCUCCACCUCCUCUUCGAAAGAUUGAAACUGUGAUUGUUGAAGAACCUGUUUCUCCUGAUAUGGGGAAGAGAGAAUUGCCCGUGAAAGCAGAGCUUGUUAAGGAAGAAGUGGAAGUACCUGUUCAAGAAGAACCUGUCAAGAAAGAAGAGCCCGCUAAAAAGGAAGAACCUGUCAAGAAAGAAGAGCCUGUUAAAAAGGAAGAGCCUGUUCAACCUUCAGAAGACAAAAAGAAGAAGUCAGAAGGUAAACAAACAAAAUCCGAACCUAAACAACAACAACAGAAACAACAACAGCAAGCACAACAACAACAAUCAAAGCAAAAUGAAAAACAAAGUGAAAAGCCUGCUCCUUCUGUCCCCAAACCUUCUACUCCCAAGACAUGGGCUAACUUGACUGCAGCAGCAGCAGCACCUAAUGGUACUGCUAGUCCUGCUCUUUCCACUCCUGCUACCACUACUACUACCACUACCCCUACUACUACUACUGUUCCUGCUCCUUCUAACACAUCUACUGACAAGUCUGUGCCUUCUCUUCCUACCACAAAUAACAGUACUACAAAUACAUCAAACGAAAAACCUCAACAACAACAACAACAACAAAAUAAAAGCCAAACAAACCGUAGAAUCAUUGAUCCUACACAAAUCUUUGUUAAAAUGGUAAAUGAAACUGUUCAUGAAGAUCAAUUAGUAGAUGCAUUCAGUAAAUUCGGUACAGUCAAAUCUUGUAACAUUUCUCGUCAUAGAAACUGUGCCUUUGUUGAAUUUUCUACACCUGAAGCAUGUCAAAAAGCAUUGGCUCAACACAAAGUACAAUUAAGCACAGGUCAACAUGUGUUGGCAGAAGAACGUCGUUAUAAUGUCAAUAGCCAACAAAGCCAUCAAAGAUACAACAAUAACCAGAAUAGAAUACAAACAUUUGAUCAACGUCGAUCCAACAACAGUAGCAGUCGUCGUCAACAACAACAACAACAACAACAAAAUAAACAGCAACAACAAGGAAAAGGAAGAGGCACUAAUAAAUAAAUAGAUAGAUAUAUAU